AAAGAUAGGGAAAGAAAUUGAAUUUGAGGAGAGAGAGAGAGAGAGACUGGAGGAAGGAAGGAGACGACGAACACCCCUUCUUCGUCUUCUCCUCCUCCUCUUCUUCGCCAUUGCCAAUCCCACUCGAUCUCAUCGAAGCUUCCCCGCGGACUCAGUCUCCGUCUCUCCGCGUCUCGCCGAGUCGAAGCAGUAGCUCGCCGCCCAGCCUUACCUUUCGUCCGGUUCUGCGGUCACCGACUCUCCCCGGCCGCCGGCGACUCCCUCCGCUCCCUCCUUCUCUGGCCAUGCGACUCUGGUCCUCGGUAAUCUCCGCCUCGAGAGACGACUCCGUCGGCUCCGCUUCGAGAUCCUCGCGCUCCCGCGCUUGCGCCGACCAAGGAUUUUGCCAUGUCCACAGACGCUCACGCCCCUAGCUCCCGGGGCCUCCUCUGCCACGCCGGAGCCGGCGCCGCUGCCGGUGUUAUUGCUGCUACGUUCGUGUGUCCUUUAGAUGUUAUUAAGACUCGAUUUCAAGUCCAUGGGCUGCCAAGCCUCGGUAGAGACAGUAUCAAAGGGAGUCUUAUAGUUGGUAGUCUGGAGCAAAUAUUUCAAAGGGAAGGCAUCCGGGGAAUGUACCGUGGGCUCGCUCCCACUGUGCUGGCUUUACUCCCCAACUGGGCGGUGUACUUCACAAUAUAUGAGCAGCUGAAAAGUCUGCUUGGUGCGGAUGAGACAAAUCAUCUGUCAGUAGGUGCAAAUAUGAUUGCUGCUUCUGGUGCUGGUGCUGCUACAACAAUUGGCACAAAUCCCCUCUGGGUUGUUAAAACAAGACUUCAAACUCAAGAGAUGCUUCCCGGGAUUGUGCCAUAUAGGAGCACAUUGUCUGCUUUGAGGAGAAUAGCGCACGAGGAGGGUAUCCGUGGAUUGUACAGUGGUCUUGUUCCUGCCCUGGCUGGUGUCAGUCACGUUGCCAUACAGUUUCCUACGUACGAGAAAAUUAAACUUUACUUGGCCGAUCAAGAAAACACUACCAUGGAUAAACUUGGUGCAAGAGAUGUUGCUGUCGCAUCCUCAGUCUCUAAAAUAUUUGCAUCUACUUUGACAUACCCACACGAGGUAUAUUAUCAAAGUGGUGCGGUCAAGGCUCCAAGAACAAGGCAACCACUCUGAGAAGCGAUACUCUGGCGUGCUUGACUGCAUCAAGAAAGUAUUCCAACAGGAGGGUGUCCCGGGCUUUUACCGCGGGUGUGCCACCAACCUAGUCCGAACCACUCCUGCAGCUGUCAUAACGUUCACCAGUUUUGAGAUGAUCCAUCGGUUCCUUCUCACAUUGUUACCUCCUGAUCAACAACCUCACACAUUGUGAGGCUGGGGAAGGCACCCGAAGCAAAGUUCGGGAUUACACAGAUAAAAGGAUUGGUUCUGUAUUCAUACUGCUAGCCUUUUUAGGAACAUUCAUGGGAAUUACCACUGCCUGCCUUAAUGAUCCCAAUCAAAGAAUCUGUAGCUACGGAGAUAGAAGUUCGAUGAUGAUGACGAGAUCGUUCGGAAACGUGUUUUCAAGGACUGUCUUCUAAAUUUGUCAAUUGCUGAACUCUGGUUAGUUGGUUUUAAGAUAAUGACAUGAUUUGGGCAUUGAA
This is a messenger RNA of Punica granatum (pomegranate), 1619 nucleotides long. The record is from RefSeq and is a predicted model, not a curated record. Lineage: Eukaryota; Viridiplantae; Streptophyta; Magnoliopsida; Myrtales; Lythraceae.